AUGUAUAUUACAAAGUUUGCACAAGAAUGGGAUCUUUGGAUAUACCCAAGUGCAUUUGUACACAAUACUUCUGUCAUCACUGGCACAGACGGACUUAUUCCUUUCUUUCUUAUAUUUGGACGAGAACCGGUUAUGCCAACUGACGUAAUGUUAUCUCCAGUUGUUGUGAUACCACAAGACCAGAAAACUUAUGCCAAAGAAUUGCUCAUGAAACUCUCUAAAGCUCGUGAAUAUAUGGCUGCUAUCACGAAAGAACUUCGACACAAGCAGAAAGAUUACUACGAUCUAGGCCGAAAAACAACUCAAUUCCUAGUUGGUGACCUUGUUGUAGUUCGUCGGACUCAGCGCAGCGGUCAAACAGGAAUCGCAGCCAAAUGGCUACCCCGAUGGACUGGCCCAUACCGCAUUGUUGAACAAAUGCCAAAUGGUGACAAUUAUCGAUUGGAACAUGUCGAAACUGCGAAAAUACUCGACGCAACCAAUGUGGACAAACUGAUCAAAGUUGAACCCUGGUCAGUCAACGAAUCUAACCCCGGACAAACCAAUCUAAACGAAGAAGAGGACACCCCGACCGAAAUCUCACAAUCCCAUCGCAACCUGCAGUUUGAAAAUGGUUCGUUUAUUGUCUACGAAAAGCUUGGAGACUUUUUUGAUGACGACAUAAGAAUCAUGAUCGAAGAGCUGCAUGCUUGGUUAAAAUCACAAAAAGACUAUAAGUCGUCAACCGGAGAAGCGUGCAAAUACCUUUACACAAAAAAUCCAGAGUUCAAAAAGAUUCUUCAAAGCAUUGGUGGAAUUCGUCAGUUGCUGAUUCAUACACCGUCGAUACAGUUUGAAAUGCCUGACGCAACCGGUGGAAAAAACUCUCUGAAACUGUUGGAUCCCAGUCAACCAGUGAAAUACCAUUUAGACAGUCUAGGAGGACGCUAUGGUAUAGGAAGAAUCGUCAGCUACUACGAAGACGAAGACGUGUACGAUAUACAACUUUGGGAUAGAAAAUCGAAGAAGACAAAGUGGAACAAAGCCCUGAGACCAGUCAAAGUAGAAGACGAACCUGCUACUGAACUUGUACAGUCAAAUAGAGUGUUAUGUUCUAUUGAGUUAGACGAUAAGUAUAAGAUUGGACAGAACGCUCAAAAGCAACUUGAAGAUUUACAAUUACUUUGUGUUUGUUAUAAGAACAAGUGUCUUCCUUGUUAGCUAAAUACGUUUAUAUUACCAAACAUAUGUUCUCUUUUUUAAAAAGGAAUGGAAUGUAGUAGGAUUUUAGGGAGGUACAACCUGCGAACAGGUAGAGGGACUGGGGAGAGAGCACAUGGACUCAAUGGCCGCUAGUUUAUAUCAGGAUAAUGUCGUAGAAGAAAAAACAUGUUUGAUUCGUUUAUUGUUCAUGUAUUGUUUAUAUUGUUGUUGAUAUUAGUAAAGUAUAUGUUUAUAUACACUGACUACUACACUACGGCCCUGGAGUCCAUUCACUACUGCUUUCAAUGAAGAUAGCAUCUACAGCAUUUAGAACAUUGAAUAUUCUACGCUCACUCGGGACACUGACAUUCAGAUCUUUAACAUGCUAAUUAAUCUUUACUCACUGCAAUAUUUGUGUGAGAUAUAAUCCUCCAUGAAAGCUUUACUACACUGACUAAAAUGCUUUCUGUCUUAUCUCCCUUGAUCGUCAAAAUAUUUGGUAAUUUCAAGCCCACGCACCAAAAAUAUCUACGUGUGCUUCCCAAAUGAUGUAUCUUUAAAUGAAAAUCAUUCAUUUUAAAAUUGUCAAUAAUAUAUUCAAAAUGCAUUCAGCCAGUCACUCAAAGAAAAUAAUUUCGUUGGAUAGCUUAAAUACCUUCGUAGAUGCAGCCAUUCUCUAAGAUGGUUAAAAUGCCCCUCGUGAUUUUUAUCUAAUUUUCAGCACUCUAUCCCAUACAGCACAAGUGACCAUGCCCUAACCCUUACUUAGUACCACCAAUGAAUGGUUAACCUCCGCAAUAAAGCAUGGAAAGAUAUCCACAAAUUAAAAUAUUUAUUUUGUUUAGUUAUUUUAAUAACGAAUAAAUUUCGACCUUUCUUAUUAAAGUGCAUACGAUAGAAAACUGUUUAUUAUGAACCUAUACAUGAAUGAUCUCUUAAAAUUAUAUUGUAACCUCUUUUAUAGGUCCCUUAUUUCUACGUUUCGUUGUUGAGAUAUUCAUUUUCUUUGAGAGAGUAGUGCAACCAACUUGACAAAUAUAAUAAUGAGAUGUUAGUUUCUGUUAUUUUGAAACGACGUUAUUCAUCUGACUGAUUACUGAAACAAUCAGCAUGAUCAAUGUUGUACGAGAAAUAAACACAUCACUUGCACGCUGCUUGUUUCAGAUGCAUGCAUGGAAUCAUUCUGGUCCCCAGAUCCAUGUUCACUCGGUCUCUCGUUGAUAAUUGUGCUCUGGAUUAGACGACCAAAGGAAGCUAGAGAUCUGAUUGGCAUAUCCGAGAACGACUUAUUUUAUUUUAUUUUUGUAACUUGUUUUAUUUACUUCUAUCAAAAUAUGUCAACACAAAUAAUUCGUUGGUGAUCAUCAACCCCUUGUAGAUGUGAAUAGUGCAAGGAUAUUCACCGAAACGCAAAGCGUUGAGGUAAUAUCCUUUUGGUAAUUUUAUCAUUUUUAUUCGUCAGAAAUAGCUCUAAAAAUACCUCUAUACACUGUUAAACAAAACUUUGUGGUUUUCUUCGUCUUUGGCAAAACCACAACUUCGUUUAGCACAAACAUUUGCUCGUUUAGUACAAAAAUGUGUAACCAGAACGAAACGCGAAGGGUAUCAGAGCUGAGCAACCAAUCAAAUUGCGAGAAAAACACUAUCCAUGCACCUCCCGAGUAUGUGCUAAAAUAUAGAUACUGUAUACCCAAGAAUUUGGAAUUGAAUAUUUACAAUGUUAAGUACAGUAUAACUAUAUAUGCAUGUAUAUGGGAACGAAACGUUAUUACUGAAUGAAAAUCCUUAUUUUUAUCUGUUAAGAUGAUUGGGUAAACUUGGUGAUUAAAAAGGCGUGUAACCCAAGCAGAGCAAAAAGGUUGAAAAAUGAAGACUUUGCUCUUCUUGAAAAAUACAUCAAAGAAUUUUCUGCAUCGUACGUGUAUACUCAUGAAGCAUCGAGCAAGGAUCCUUUAACUGAGAAACUUCGUAAAUCCAUGACGAAGAAUGUUAAGUCGUCAGCUCACCGGAGCCUGUUAAAUCCGGCGAAAAAUAGAGGUGAAUUUCGUAGAAAUGACGGAAAAUUUGUAGAUGACGAUCAGCAAGUUAAGAGUGUUUGA
Molecule: messenger RNA, 3281 nt
Organism: Paramuricea clavata
Lineage: Eukaryota; Metazoa; Cnidaria; Anthozoa; Malacalcyonacea; Plexauridae
Source: the annotation of a GenBank genome assembly